GGCCACACACAGAAUCAGCUGUUGCUGAUAAUUUAUUCUUUGCGUCCUCCCCAAAUGGGUGGGGGAAAGUCUAACUCAUGGCCACUUUGAUCGAAACUCUAAGGAGUCACUGGCUCAUUUCGCUCUUCGGUGUGAUCCUCUUCGUGGCCGGGAGCACGAUGCUCUGUUGGAACGAGGGACGCGCUGUCCACAGCAUGAUGGCGUUGGAUGAGGCGCACGCCGAGAUUUACUCGGUCCGCUUCACGGAGGAGGAACAGGAGCUGGGUCUCGAGGGCCGGAUCGUUCACCUAUCCGGUCCCAUCCUCGUGGGCGAGCCACUCACCGAACCGGACUACAACAUCCAACUGCUGGCCGUGAAGCUGCGGCGCCGCGUCCAAAUGUACCAAUGGGUCGAGGAGACAGUGGAACACAACUUUGGCGAGAGUGUGGGCACGACGGAUUCGGACUCGCGGACGUACUACUACACCCGGGAGUGGCGGGACAAAAUCGUCGACUCGCGGAACUUCUACAACCGUUUCGGACACACGAAUCCCAGUCACUUUCCCAUCGAAAGCCAUGUCCAGGUUGCGGAUGCCGUCUACAUCGGUCGCCACGAACUGGGCGCCGAGGUGAAGGAAAAGUUUGGAAACUACCAGGAGCUCACCUCCGACAUCCGGCCGGAGGAUAGCAGCGUGAAGCUGCACCUGGGCAUCUACUAUCACACCAACGAUGUGUUCAAUCCGGAGGUGGGCGACCUGCGGCUCCUCUUCAGCUUCGCGGGAAUGGAGGGCGAGGUGUACAGUGUCGUGGGCCAAUUGUCGGGCAACAAACUUGUGCCUUACAUCACAUCGCGCGGCUUGUCAGUGCUGCUCGUCUACCCCGGCGGACUCAGUGUCCAGGAGGUGUUCCGGCUGGAGGCACACGCCCAGGUGUUGCGCACCUGGUGCUGGCGACUGGUCGGCUGGUUGCUCAUUUUCUUCGGCGUAACCUGCAACACCAAAAUUCUGCGGCUGUUGUGUAACAAUGUGCCGCUGCUCGCGUUCUUGACGCCGGAUCCACAGUUCCCGGCGGCUGGCAAUAUACUCAUCGCAUUUUCACUAGCCCUGACCUUAGCGGCGGUGGCUUGGAUCCUGCAUCGUCCUGUGAUCGGCGCCUGUCUCUUUUUGGCCGGCGCCUCGCCCUACGUCUGGUUCACCCGCAACCUCGUCGACUACCAGCGCAUGGGCUAAGACCACUCAUCAUACUCUCGCAUCUUAUUUACAGGUUCAUUUAUUGUUGAUUCUCCUUGUUAAGCCAUGUCAUAUGCCAUUUACCCCGUCGGCCAAUAAAAACUUAAUAACACUUAGUAA
Messenger RNA from Drosophila ficusphila, 1328 nucleotides. RefSeq names its product transmembrane protein 43 homolog (gene Tmem43). NCBI's taxonomy places the organism in Eukaryota, Metazoa, Arthropoda, Insecta, Diptera, Drosophilidae. Bases 78 to 1208 code for a protein of 376 amino acids. The transcript has 3 exons. Gene Ontology annotation, cellular component: nuclear inner membrane. The record is from RefSeq and is a predicted model, not a curated record. Gene Ontology annotation, biological process: nuclear membrane organization.